AUGGCUGACGCAGAGACCUCCGAGGCUGACGUGGCAAAGAAUCGGCAGCUGAUAGAAGCGUCGCGCGAGGGCGAUUUAACUACAGUACUGCAACUCAUCAACGCCGGUAUAGAGCACUCCUCCCCAAUCCUCUCAUACUCAGCACUUUCAAUCCUCUUCCGCUUUCCCUUAACGUCUCCCCUCCUCUUCCCCACCUUCCUCCACAAACCACCCCCACUCCGCCUCCCCUCCCGCCUCCCCCCCUCCCUCCCUUCUCACCCUCCCCCUACCUCCCCAUUCCCGCUUCCCCCGGCCCCAUUUCUCCCCUAUGCCCCCUUUUACCCCCUCAUUUUUCCCCCUCCCUCCAUGCCCUCCUUCUUCGUCAUUCCUCUUCCCGCCCUCUCUUCCCACACGUCCCUUCCCCCCCCCACCCAAAACCCGUCUUCUCAAACCCCCAGAGAAGGCGCUGACGUGGCGUAUGCUGACGUGGACGCGCAGGGGAAGACAGCCCUGAUGGCGGCGGCGGAAGGGGGGAGGGCGGACGUGGUGCGGGCGCUACUGGGGGAAGGGGCGGUGUGGAAUGCGGUGGAUAUGGGGGGGAAGAGCGCAGGAGACUAUGCAAUGGAAGGGGUGGUGGCGUGGGGGGAGGGGGCGGAGGGGGAGGAGGAGAAAAACGAAGAGGAAAGAACGAGACGACAAGAAGUGCUAGAUACACUGAUUGAUGCUGGUAAGUCCUUAGUGGCUCAUUGGAGGCUGGGGAGGGGAGAGGGCGGAGGUGGUGUGGGCGCUGCUGGGGGGGGGGGGGGGCGGUGUGGAAUGCGGUGGAUAUGGGGGGGAAGAGCGCAGGGGACUAUGCAAUGGAAGGGGUGGUGGCGUGUGGGGAAGGGGGCGGAAGAGGAGGAGGAGAAAAACGAAGCGAAAGCAAGAUGA
This is a messenger RNA of Closterium sp. NIES-65, 909 nucleotides long. Lineage: Eukaryota; Viridiplantae; Streptophyta; Zygnematophyceae; Desmidiales; Closteriaceae. The record is from the annotation of a GenBank genome assembly.